AUGGCUGCAAUUAAAGAGGUUCGAGAGACCACCUGCGUGGGCCUCGGCGCCCUUCUGGACGCGGGCGAAGGCGCUGUGGUGACGCUGCUGGCGGGGGAGACGCGGCUGGCGGCGCACCGGGCCGUCCUGGCCGCCCGCAGCCCCGUGUUCCAGGCCAUGUUCCAGCACGACACGCUGGAGGCCAGCAGCGGUCAGGUCAGCAUCGGAGACGUGGAGGGCCCGGUGCUGAGGGAACUGCUGGGCUACCUGUACACCCUGCAGGCCCCCCAGCUGCCCGGCAUGGCCCCCCAGCUCCUCGCCGCUGCUGACAAAUACGGAGUCUCGGCGUUGAAGUCUAUCUGCGAGCAACAGGUGGCCGCUCAGCUGACAGUUGAGAACGCGGCAGCCGCGGCUGUGCUGGCAGUGAGACACUCCUGCCCAGACCUUACUACGGCCGUCGUCGCCUUCGUAAAGGCCCGCAACAUCCAGGUGAUGGCCACAGAGGGAUGGGCUGACGCGAUGCGGAACUGUGUUGAAGACGUGAUCGUAGUGACCAAGCUGCUCGCUGAUGCACCACCGGGUCCCAGUGCGCCGGCCACCCCCGGCACCCGCCGCCAGCCCCACAGCGACCGCGGCCGGACUCCUGCCGCAGCUGCUCCACCCACAGCUGCCCGCCACACCCCUCCACCUGAUGAGGCCGCAGUCUCUCGCUUGCGGACACUUUCUAGAACGGAGAGAGGUAGCAGGUUGAUCCAGGCAGCUAAGCAGGGAGCAGUGGGGGAGAUGCAGGCACUGCUCGCAGCAGGGGCAGACGUGGGGGCUAGGGGCUCGGAGGGGACGACUGCUCUGCACUGGGCAGCAGUGGAGGGACGCGUCGAGGCGGUGAGAUGUCUGCUGGAGGGUGGAGCAGAAGUGGACGCCAGGAGCAACGUGCACAACACGCCUCUGCAUUCAGCUGCAAGGUUUGGCCAUGCAGCUGUGGUUCGGCUGCUGGUCGCGGCCUCAGCUGACCCCAACGCCAGCAAUGUGGAUGGGUGGACGCCGCUACACAGGGCCGCUGCCUAUGGGCACACAGAGGUUGUGGCUGUGCUGCUGGAGGCAGGAGCUGAUAGGGGAGCGAGAGAUGACAGUGGAGCCACCCCACGUCAUAUCGCCAGGCAGAAAAACAAUCAGCAGCUGGUAGAGUUGCUGACGUGAAGCUUUCUGUACUAUGAACAUCUGGAAUAAAACAA
Schistocerca serialis cubense is the source of this 1211-nucleotide messenger RNA. RefSeq names its product ankyrin repeat and protein kinase domain-containing protein 1-like. Gene Ontology annotation, molecular function: protein binding; transcription cis-regulatory region binding. The transcript is spliced from 3 exons. Gene Ontology annotation, biological process: positive regulation of transcription by RNA polymerase II. Gene Ontology annotation, cellular component: nucleus. The coding region runs from base 1 to 1176 and encodes 391 amino acids. Lineage: Eukaryota; Metazoa; Arthropoda; Insecta; Orthoptera; Acrididae. The record is from RefSeq and is a predicted model, not a curated record.